UGUGCCUAAGCAAAGAAACGCUCCAGCGCCAAGUCUCUCAGACUCCUGAAGUAGGAGCGACUCAGUAGGAGCUUCUGUAGCAGUUAUCAAAGGAGGAGAAGCGCUCCCCGAGGAAUUGACCGCCGAUCAGACGGGAGACACAGCACCAUAGCACGGACUGUCUCUUCAUGCAGAGACUGGAGCUUUUCCGAGAGGAUCCAGCGAUGCCACAGUGAAGGGAACUUUGAACUGACAACGUGCUCGGGCUUUCUGCAGCGCGCGAUUUGCUGUCAAGUCGCCUUUUUGAAAGAGAGAGACAGUUCUGAGGGGAAUAUCACAGCCUGAGACUUUCGUUGAAAAAAAAUAAAAUACUCCACUGCGAUUUGGAACAUCCUCUGGAAACACAAAUGGCUGUUGUUUCCUAAGUUGAGAUUGCAUCCCACUGCUGCGCAUGUUUUUGGACAUUUUCUAGAGGGUGCACGCAUCGACUGCUGGAAUACCACAGGGGACUGGCUGCACAAGACUUUCCUCCUCAGUGCAUGGACCGUGCGCUCUGGGACCUUGUCAAACCUGCGCGCGUCAGGCGUCGUUAAGAGAAGCCACGUUUAUAGAAGCCGUGCGUAAAAAUAACAUUGGCCAAGGCAGCCCUCAGUGCCGGGCGCGUGACAUUUAAAACUUGGUGAGUUACUCUUUUGUGCUCCCUCUCUCUCCCUCUCUCACUCUCCCGGGACGCUGCGGAUCUAUUCUGUCUCUUUAGAGAACACUUCAUUCCAUGCAGCUCUCGCCUCGGCCGCUGUCAUCCAGUGCAGACAGUUCGCCGUGGCUUCGAGUCCCCGGGGUAACCAUGACAACCGAAAGAAACCCAAAGUGAAUCCAAAGGGAGCGGGGUGAGGCCGGAGAGAGCGUGACUAGAGUUUUCCCCCCCAUUUGUUUUGUGCUUUUUUUUUCCUCUUCUGGUUCAGACUAAACACUUUGCGCAAAGCAGAUCCAACGCUGCGCUGCAGAGUUGCACCAGCGGGCGAACUGCAAAGUUGAAGGAGCCCGAAACAGCAAAGCACUCCGCUUCCAUGUCAUUCAAACCCGACGUGGUCUAUUAAAAGUAUCGCCUUGCUUGUGACUGAACUUCUACUAUUUAUGAAGCCCCGGGCUCGGCAUUGCAGAGAUCACAGUAACCGGGAAAAGAACUGAAUAUCAUUUACGUGAGAAGUGCCUGUGCGUAAAAGCAGCCAGGAAUAAUGGGCCUCUCACAAACGCUUCUCGUAUACGCGCUGGUGUGCGUUCACCUUGGAGUUUCCCAGCAUUACCUUCGCCUCCGUCCAUCGCCUAGUGACAACCUCCCGGUGCCCGAUCUGAAGGAGGACCCCGACCCGGAGUACGACCCCCGGGAGCAGGACUUGGCCGAGAGGACACUGAGGAAAAAGCUCGGCAGCAACUUCGACCCCAACUUCAUGUCCAUCAGCUCACCCAUGCUGGUGAACCUCUCCGCGGCAGACAACCAGGUGAAGCUGCAGGGGCCCAUGCCCAACGAGAUUAAAAAGCUGGACCUCACAGAGACCCCUUAUGGAAAGCGGGUAAAAGUGGGCAAGAAAGCCCGCAGGAAAUUUCUGCAGUGGCUGUGGACCUAUACGCACUGCCCAGUGGUGUACACCUGGAAGGAUUUGGGCGUGAGAUUCUGGCCACGUUACAUCAAGGAGGGAAACUGUUUCUCUGAGCGCUCUUGCUCCUUCCCAGAGGGGAUGUCCUGCAAGCCCGUGAAGUCAAUCAACAAGAUUUUCCUGCGGUGGUAUUGUCAGGGCUUUCUAAGACAGAAAUACUGUACGUGGAUACAGGUGCAAUACCCAAUCAUCUCAGAGUGCAAGUGUUCGUGCUGAUUUUCUCGAAGGACGUAGCGGAGGUCGAGGGGGGAGUGGACUGGAAAUACGGUUACUAUUGCACUGUUAACUCUCUACAGAGAUGGGCACCAUAGCAAAUCUAUUUUUUUAUAUAGCAUUUUAAGUGAAAUACCAACAUUGUACAUAUUUAAGAAAAAUGCAGCUAUUUUUUCUAAUUGAACCAGGACCAUAUUUUAUUCUCAUCCCUGAAACGUUGCUUUUUGGGGGAACACGAGCACUUCAUAAGGAAGAGCUUUUUUGUUGAUAUUUUUAUGAGACAUUGAAGAUGGAAUGCAUAUGCUACACUUCUCCAAGAGGUGAACUUCUUUUUUUUUUUUCAACUGAACAUUGAUGCUGACUGUUAUUUCACUGCAAUGCUGCCUAGAGUUUUUGUAUAAUAUUAAUAUCAAUAAUAAUUAAAUUGUAAAAAAAAAGAAAAGUUGAGGUUAAAGAUAUAUAUAAAGGAGUGAACUCAGCUUUUUUUGGAAUAUAUAGUAUUGUAGAAAUAAACAAAUCUGUAUGUUUUAUUUAUUAUUUUAACGAUUGUGAGUAUAGAGCAUAAGGAAAGAGAAUAGCAGAGUAUACCAGAAAAAAAUAUGGGAGAUGUCUACUUGAAUAUUUUUUAAAAUGACAAAAAAAUAAUAAAAAAGUAAAACAUAUCAGUGUACAUGUUAUGGUUACACGUUUUAGCAAUAAAGUCUAUCUUUUCAACAUGUAUUAGUCUCAAGCCAAUCUGCUUACAACGAGUGUCUAUAUCAGGGGGCGUGUACGCUGUAAAAUAUAUCAUCUGAACACGUUGUCUAAUACUAAAAUAUUUUCCUUGCAAGAGAAGUGUGCUGAUCGCUUUCGUGUUUCUACUG
Messenger RNA from Platichthys flesus (European flounder), 2710 nucleotides. It is a transcript of the gene nog2, whose product is annotated as noggin 2. The transcript has a single exon. The record is from RefSeq and is a predicted model, not a curated record. Lineage: Eukaryota; Metazoa; Chordata; Actinopteri; Pleuronectiformes; Pleuronectidae. Gene Ontology annotation, biological process: osteoblast differentiation; negative regulation of cell differentiation; negative regulation of BMP signaling pathway. Bases 1215 to 1850 code for a protein of 211 amino acids.